Messenger RNA from Anopheles darlingi, 2008 nucleotides. Its product is annotated as protein PRRC1-like. The transcript is spliced from 5 exons. Gene Ontology annotation, molecular function: protein kinase A regulatory subunit binding. The record is from RefSeq and is a predicted model, not a curated record. NCBI's taxonomy places the organism in Eukaryota, Metazoa, Arthropoda, Insecta, Diptera, Culicidae. Gene Ontology annotation, cellular component: cytoplasm. Gene Ontology annotation, biological process: activation of protein kinase A activity. The coding region runs from base 114 to 1304 and encodes 396 amino acids.
AAACAAACGGGACGGAACAAAAUUGAAGGUGGAAACUUGGCGGAACUACGCGGUUUUAUUGGCUGCGAUUAAAGAUUUGCUGGUGAAAUUGCAUUCUAAUAACUUUUAACAACAUGAGUGAGAAGCCAAAACGGACGGGAAACAUUCUUUCGAACGUUAGCCCGCCGUCUGAUCUACCAAGCUUCGUGACGGGAAACGUGGCAGCUGGCGGAGCGGAAGUCGCGGUGACUCCUCAAGCGAUCAGGCCCCCGAUCGCGGAUGAUGGCAACACAAAGAAAGACGAAACGGAACCGUUCAUACCGACUACGUUCAGCCCGGCCAUUCCACCCAGCAAGGAUACCUCACAGUCGAUACCCGCCGGGCCACCAACAGCUGGUCCCGUUGAGGAGGAGUCUUCGUGUCCGGAACCAACACACCAAUUUGCGGGCAUGAUUCUGAACCCGGAACCGGUGGCUGCAGCGUUGAGUCCGAUCACGCAAGGUGGUUCGGCACUGUUUGGAUGGAUGAAAGGGGCCGUAUCGAGCGGAGGCAUCCUACAGAAGGUGGCAGAAAAGGCGAAGAAUUCGGUGGACACGAUAGUUACCACGCUUGACCCACAGAUGAGGGAGUACAUAAAUUCCGGUGGCGAUACCGAGGUGAUUGUGGCCUCUGACAAGGACGAUAAAGUGCGCCCUAUACGCGAAGCAUUUCAGACCGUUUUUGGCAAAGCUACCGUAAUCGGUUUGCCAGCACAGGCACCAGGUAUUGCGGCGCAGCCGGUUGGUUUUGCCGCUGGUCUCAAGGGAGCAGAACAUCGUAUCAACAGCAUACGGGCAGAGAAUCCUCGCGUCGAUGAUCACUUACCGGUUGUGGCGGUAGAGAACUUUCUCGUGGAAAUCUUCCCAGACCAAUGGUUCGACGCUGGCGUGAUACUACUAUUUGACUAUGCGAAGAGCAUUCUGCUGAAAACCGUGACCCAGAUGACACCGAUUCCACAGCCGGUUGUGGCGGCACUGCAAGCCGACACCACGGACGACUAUCUGCUCAAAGAUACAGGGUUUGCUAGCACCGUCGGCAGCAUUAUGGCAAGAAAUCUGAACACACCGCACACCGAGUGGCAUCGUACGUAUACCUCGGUAUCCCGACCGGAGAUGAUACUGGCGGCCGCCAAAGUGAUAGCGACGCUCUACAAACAGGCAACGCUCGAUUACUACAAUCAGCUGGAGCAGCAGAAAAAGGAUGAGAUGGCAGUGGAGGCAUCGUCGACCGACUCUCUUCCAGCGACUGUCCCAACGGCCAGCUUAAUGCCUGACCCGGCGAAAUAGGAAUUAAUGUCUUCCGUCGUUAAGGUUUGCCACUGUAAUCACUACUAAACGGACGAUUUGGCCCUUUCUGGAUGAAUGGAGGCUUCGAGCGCGAAGAUGGGACCAGAAGAUUCGUACGUUGGAAGAGGAAGCUGGCAAGCGAUGAAGCGGAAGCAGGACAACACGUAAACCGAAACCGGCCGUGGCCCAACGGUCAACGACAUAAGGAGCCAGUGGCUUCUACAUUUAUAUGAGACAAGAAGAAGAAGCAAAAAGAUCAGCAUUCAAGCGGUUCUUCAUCGUUUUGGCAACCCGUUCACUGUGGGUUGACUAGACCGUGGGCAGCCAAGGAUAAGAUCCGCAGAGCCUGGUAGCACACUCGUAGCACACAAGACCCUUUCCUCAUCCUCAUUAAUAGUUUAAAUGUUACUAAAUCAUCAUUUUCUGUGGCGAAAGACACCUUCAUCGUGGCCCGUUGGGGGAUCGAACGCACAUUUCCUGCCUGUGCGAGACACCGAUGUUCACGCUUCAUCCUACAAAGACCUUUUUGUUACAGGACGGUUCCCGUAAUGCGACUCUUAAACCUUGGACGGAACCUUUUGCGGAGCAUGAAUUUCAGUUUUAAAGUGUGCUUAUCAAAAUGAUGACUAUAGUUUAAUAUAUUACUCGUUGGAAUUGUAAGUCUAUUAUCAUAAUAACAGGAAAUAAAAUUAGCAACUAUUAUA